UCUUUUUUAAUCCCAGGCGAUGAGGUUGAGACUUCGAGAAAAGCAGACAUCAAAAAAAAAAAAAAAAAGGAAAAAAAAAGUGGAGUAAAAACAAACACUCAUAAGAGAAGAAGAAGAGGAGAGAGAAAAUUGAUAGCGAAGAGAGAGAAAGCUUGAGAUUGUUUGGCUAUGGUGGUAGAAGCGCGUUAAUAUUUUCUACUGAGUCAACUCGUUUGUUUAUCGAUUCAAUCGCCGAUUUUCCGACCACCGGAGAUUACUUUCCGGCGAAGUUUUAAUCGGUGAUUUUAGGGUUGAAUUUCAAUUUCGUCUUCUUCAAGAGAAAGUUAAAGGGGAUGAUGAACGGAAACGGAUAUGGUGGAGUUGAAGAAGAGUACAUUAAGAUACAUCAUAAGCAUGAACCUGCUGAUAAUCAAUGUAGCUCUGUUUUAAUCAAGCACAUUAAAGCUCCUGUUCACUUGGUUUGGUCUUUAGUGAGGAGAUUUGAUCAACCCCAGAAGUAUAAGCCAUUUAUCAGCAGAUGCGUGGUGCAGGGAAAUCUUGAGAUUGGAAGUGUAAGGGAGGUCGAUGUUAAAUCAGGGCUGCCAGCGACUACGAGCACUGAGAGGUUGGAGGUUCUGGAUGACAAUGAGCAUGUUCUUAGUAUCAGGAUUGUUGGCGGAGAUCAUAGGCUAAAGAACUACUCUUCUGUGGUGUCUCUACAUCCGGAGAUCAUUGAGGGAAGGCCUGGGACAAUGGUGAUCGAGUCAUUUGUGGUUGAUGUACCUGAAGGCAACACCAAGGAUGAAACAUGCUUUUUUGUUGAAGCUUUGAUCAAGUGCAAUCUUAAGUCUCUUGCUGAUGUCUCUGAACGUUUGGCUGUACAAGACAGAACUGAGCCUAUUGAUAGGAUGUGAUUAGAAGCCUGAUGUGAUGGGAGGAUAUAUUUUCUCUCCAUGAAUGAAGCUACCAAGGUGUUCGGAUUGCAGAGGCCUUGGGGUUGACUGGUUCUUCCAUCUGCUAGAUAUGACUGCUGUCUGUAGUUCCUGUUUACGAACUUCCGCCUUUAGGCAGUCCAAGAAUCACAACUUUUAGAAGUGUGUUAUAAACGUUCAUGGAAGAGGAAAAGAAUUGGAAACCUGUGUCGUUCUCAAGUCUUUACAGUCUCAUUCUGUGCGUCCAUGCUUUAUAGUUGUAUAUAAACAUGUGAUUAAACGGGUGAUUGUAGAUCUUUUGUCAUCGUAUUAUAGCUUCUGUGGAGAGAAUUAUAGAGGUGUUCUGAUAGGUAGUCAAUUAAUGACAUUAGGGUAUAGGGAGGCUUGUAAGUAGUGUUUCUCAGUUCACCAUAAAUUUAUCGUCAUUUGUGAAUUACUGUCAUUGUUGUCAUAAACUUAUGGUCAUUUUUUUUUUCUCUUUUAAUCUUUUGUUAGCUAGUGAUCUGAGGAUAACUCUCCUAA
Chenopodium quinoa (quinoa) is the source of this 1433-nucleotide messenger RNA. Its product is annotated as abscisic acid receptor PYL8-like. The record is from RefSeq and is a predicted model, not a curated record. NCBI's taxonomy places the organism in Eukaryota, Viridiplantae, Streptophyta, Magnoliopsida, Caryophyllales, Amaranthaceae. Gene Ontology annotation, molecular function: signaling receptor activity; abscisic acid binding; protein phosphatase inhibitor activity. The coding region runs from base 333 to 893 and encodes 186 amino acids. Gene Ontology annotation, cellular component: cytoplasm; nucleus. Gene Ontology annotation, biological process: abscisic acid-activated signaling pathway. The transcript has 3 exons.